Peromyscus maniculatus bairdii (prairie deer mouse) is the source of this 2320-nucleotide messenger RNA. The record is from RefSeq and is a predicted model, not a curated record. Lineage: Eukaryota; Metazoa; Chordata; Mammalia; Rodentia; Cricetidae.
CUUAAGUAUUCGUCAAAGAGUCACCCCAGUAGUGGUGAUCACAGACAUGAAAAGAUGCGAGACGCCGCAGAUCCUUCACCACCAAAUAAAAUGUUGCGGAGAUCUGAUAGUCCUGAAAACAAAUACAGUGACAGCACAGGUCACAAUAAUGCCAAAAAUGUGCACGCUCAAAGAGUUAGAGAAAGAGAAGGUGGGACCAAUUACUCUCCACAAGAAAAUUCACACAACCACAGUGCUCUUCAUAGUUCAAAUUCACAUUCUUCUAAUCCAAGCAAUAAUCCAAGCAAAACUUCAGAUGCACCUUAUGAUUCUGCAGAUGACUGGUCUGAACAUAUUAGCUCUUCUGGAAAAAAAUACUACUACAAUUGUCGCACAGAAUUUUCACAGUGGGAAAAACCAAAAGAGUGGCUUGAAAGAGAACAGAGACAAAAAGAAGCAAAUAAGUUGGCAGUUAAUAGUUUCCCAAAAGAUAGGGAUUACAGAAGGGAGGUGAUGCAAUCGACAGCCACUAGUGGGUUCACCAGUGCAAUGGAAGACAAGCAUUCCGGCGAUGCCAGUAGUUUGCUCCCACAGAACAUUUUGUCUCAGACAAGCAGACACAAUGACAAAGACUACAGACUGCCAAGAGCAGAGACUCACAGUAGCUCUGCGCCAGUACAGCACCCCAUCAAACCCGUGGUUCAUCCAACCGCUACCCCCAGCACUGUUCCUUCUAGUCCAUUUAUGCUUCAAUCUGAUCACCAGCCAAAGAAAUCAUUUGAUGCUAAUGGAGCAUCUGCUUUAUCCAAACUGCCUACACCCACAGCUUCUGUCCCUGCACAGAAAACAGAGAGAAAAGAAUCUGCUCCAGGAGACAAAUCAGUAUCACAUUCUUUGACAACUCCUUCCACAUCUUCAGCCUCUGGCCUGAACCCCACAUCUGCACCUCCAACAUCUGCUUCAACAGUACCUGUUUCUCCUGUUCCACAAUCACCAAUACCUCCUUUACUUCAGGACCCAAAUCUUCUUAGACAGUUGCUUCCUGCUUUGCAAGCCACGCUACAGCUUAAUAAUUCUAAUGUGGACAUAUCCAAAAUAAAUGAAGUUCUUACAGCAGCUGUAACACAAGCUUCCCUGCAGUCUAUCAUCCACAAGUUUCUUACUGCUGGACCAUCUGCUUUCAACAUCACCUCUCUGAUUUCUCAAGCUGCCCAGCUCUCUACACAAGCCCAGCCAUCUAAUCAGUCUCCGAUGUCUCUAACGUCUGAUGCUUCAUCCCCAAGAUCCUAUGUGUCUUCAAGAAUAAGCACACCUCAAACAAACACAGUCCCUAUCAAACCUUUGAUUAGUACUCCACCUGUUUCGUCACAGCCAAAGGUUAGUACUCCAGUAGUUAAGCAAGGGCCACUGUCACAGUCGGCCACACAGCAGCCUGUAACUGCUGAUAAGCAGCAGAGUCACGAGCCUGUCUCUCCUCGAAGUCAUCAGCGCUUAAGCAGCCAGAGAAGUCCAUCACCUGGUCCAAAUCAUACUUCCAGUAGUAAUGCAUCAAAUGCAACAAUUGUACCACAGAAUACGUCUGCUCGGCCUGCGUGUUCAUUAACACCUACGCUAGCAGCACACUUCAAUGAUAAUCUCAUAAAACACGUUCAGGGGUGGCCUGCAGACCAUGCAGAGAAACAGGCAUCAAGAUUGCUUGAAGAAGCCCAUAAUAUGGGAAGUGUUCAUAUGUCAGAAAUAUGUACUGAAUUAAAAAAUUUGAGAUCUCUAGUUCGAGUAUGUGAAAUUCAAGCAACCUUGUGAGAGCAGAGGAUACUGUUUUUGAGACAACAAAUUAAGGAACUCGAAAAGCUAAAAAAUCAGAAUUCCUUUAUGGUUUGAAGAUGUGAAUAAUGGCACAUGGAAUCCUACAGGAACUGUAAAUCUAUUGCCCAGUCAUAACAUUUUGAGCUGCAUUUAAGUAGACUGUGGACCGUUACGCUGGGCAAAUGAAAUGACAAGGGGACGGGGGUCUGUGAGAGUCAAUUCAGGGGAAAGAUACAAGAUUGAUCUGUAAAACCCUUGAAAUGUAGAUUUCUUGUAGAUGUAUCUUCACGUUGUAAAUAUGUUUUGUAGAGUGAAGCCAUGGGAAGCCAUGUGUAACAGAGCUUAGACAUCCGAAACUAAUCAAUGCUGAGGUGGCUAAAUACCUAGCCUUUUACAUGGAAACCUGUCUGCAAAAUUAGCUUUUUUAAAAAAAGAAAAAAAUUUGGGGGGUUAAUUUAUCAUUCAGAAAUCUUGCAUUUUCCAAAAUCCAGUGCAAGCGCCAGGCGAUUUGUGUCUAAGGAUACAACUUUGAGCA